GCAAGAACAACUGUACAUCAACUACUCCUUGAAAUGGCUAAUUUGUAUUCCUAUGUCUAUGCUUUGGCUUUGCUUAGCAGCUUAGCUACUCCGGCGCUUUGCGUAGCCGAUGAUUAUAACAAGAAACAUAAUGUAGCCCUCUUUGUGUUUGGGGACUCAAUCUUUGAUCCUGGCAACAAUAACUACAUCAACAGCACGGCCGAUUUCCAGGCUAAUUUUUGGCCGUAUGGCGAGUCAUUUUUCAAGUACCCAACAGGGAGGUUCUCUGAUGGUCGUCUCGUGCCAGAUUUUAUUGCUGAGUUUGCCAAGCUACCACUGAUUCCGGGGUAUUUCCAGUCAGAGCAAGUUGGAUUUAUUAAUGGGGUGAACUUUGCAUCAGCUGGUGCUGGUAGUCUUGUUGGAACCUUUUCUGGUUUGGUAAUUGAUCUCAAAACACAACUGCAGUAUUUCAAGAAAGUUGUAAAGCAGUUGAAGGGGAAGUUAGGGGACAAAGAAUCAAACAAAUUGCUGUCCAGUGCUGUGUACAUGUUUAGCAUUGGUAACAAUGACUACCUAAGCCCCUAUGCCACAAAUUCCACCAUCUUUAAUUCAUAUACUCAGGAGGGAUAUGUGGACAUGGUUAUUGAUAAUUUUAUCGAUGUUAUUAAGGAAAUAUACAAGGAAGGUGGAAGAAAAUUUGUCAUUUUUUCCACAGUGCCUUUAGGCUGCUUACCAUAUUAUAGGGCUCUAAAGCUUCAACAAACAAAUCGAACCGGGUGCCUGAAGAAAUUCCGCGUCUUGGCAGAUAUGCAUAAUAAGGCUUUACCAAAAAAACUCGUCGAGCUAAAGAAGGCAUUACAGGGAUUUAAGUAUUCCUACUUUGAUUUCUUCACGGCUAUCACUGAUAUAAUUGAUCACCCAUCGAGAUAUGGUUUCAAAGAAGGAAAGACAGCAUGUUGUGGUAGUGGUGAUUAUAGAGGAUUGUCCAGCUGUGGGGGUACAAGGGGGCAAUAUAAAGAGUAUGAGUUAUGCAAGGAUGUUGGGAGUUAUCUGUUUUUUGAUAAUGUUCACCCCACAGAGAAGUCCAACCUGCACUUUGCUACAUUACUUUGGAAUGGAGACUCCAACGUUGUCCGGUCUUGCAGUGUGAAAUCCUUGUUUGAACUUGUCUAGAUUUAUUUUAUAACUUCAUUUGUGUGCAGAAAUGAAAAUAAAACCUCUGCUCCUUUCUCUCUGCA
This is a messenger RNA of Ipomoea triloba (trilobed morning glory), 1217 nucleotides long. RefSeq names its product GDSL esterase/lipase 1-like. The transcript is spliced from 5 exons. The record is from RefSeq and is a predicted model, not a curated record. Gene Ontology annotation, molecular function: hydrolase activity, acting on ester bonds. Bases 34 to 1152 code for a protein of 372 amino acids. NCBI's taxonomy places the organism in Eukaryota, Viridiplantae, Streptophyta, Magnoliopsida, Solanales, Convolvulaceae.